AUGUAUCACCUGGUCCAGGGAAUGCGCCAGUACUUUAUGCCUGAAGAGAGUAGCAGUCCUAUGCUGCCCAACACGUUUGCGUACAGCAGCCAACUGGAUCCACUGAUGCUUCUGGCCCUCUAUGUAAUGCCGAACACGUAUCUGAAGCAGGCCUAUCUUCUGCCCACACUUUUCGAGUAUCAGGUGAGUGGAUUUGGUUGGCGAGUGAGGCCACUCUUCGGUUGA
Protopolystoma xenopodis is the source of this 225-nucleotide messenger RNA. Lineage: Eukaryota; Metazoa; Platyhelminthes; Monogenea; Polystomatidea; Polystomatidae. The record is from the annotation of a GenBank genome assembly.